CUCCAGUCCGAUAGGGGGCGAUGAGACAAUCCUUACCCGGGUUUGGCACCGCCGCCGUGACCCGGAAGAGGUCACUUAAUAGGACUCUGGAGGUCGUGGAAGCGGCUGUUGGGAGUCUGGACGCUGCUGCGGCGCUAGCAUGAACGCUCCUCCAGCCUUCGAGUCGUUCCUGCUCUUCGAGGGCGAGAAGAAGAUCACCAUUAACAAGGACACCAAGGUACCCAAUGCCUGUUUGUUCACCAUCAACAAAGAAGACCACACACUAGGAAACAUUAUUAAAUCACAGCUGCUGAAGGACCCACAGGUGCUCUUUGCUGGCUACAAAGUCCCCCACCCCUUGGAGCACAAGAUCAUCAUCCGCGUGCAGACCACACCGGACUACAGCCCCCAGGAGGCCUUCACCAAUGCCAUCACCGACCUCAUCAGCGAGCUGUCCCUUCUGGAAGAGCGGUUCCGGGUGGCCAUUAAAGACAAGCAAGAAGGAAUUGAGUAGUGGGGCUGCAAGGACUUUUGCCUGGCCUGUAAGCGCAGUUCCUACUUGGCACCAGGCAGAGGAGAGCGGCCAGUCAUAGCUGUGGCGGCUGUGACCCUCCUUGGAGCCAUCUGUGAGCCCCUCACCCCUGAUGUACAUACAUUCUGUUUUAUUUUCCUAAUAAAGUAUGGCAGGAAAAGA
Molecule: messenger RNA, 673 nt
Organism: Lemur catta (Ring-tailed lemur)
Lineage: Eukaryota; Metazoa; Chordata; Mammalia; Primates; Lemuridae
Gene: POLR2J
Product: RNA polymerase II subunit J
Exons: 4
Coding region: 140-493 (117 amino acids)
Biological process (GO): transcription by RNA polymerase II
Cellular component (GO): RNA polymerase II, core complex
Molecular function (GO): DNA binding; protein dimerization activity
Source: RefSeq, a predicted model, not a curated record